UUCAAGUGCAGGACUCAACCAGUCACUCACUGGACCAGCGCGGACAGAGUUUCUGGGGUUUGAGCGCCGCGGAGCCGAGGCUCACCGCUCAAUUCUUCCUCCUACAGCACCACAGCAGCAGCCAGGAGACGCUCUGGCUGUAAAGAAGCCACAGUCAGGCAGUAGCUCAGGCAGGGUCCCAGAACUGCAUUAAAGGGGACAUCUUUCAAAAAGUAAUAGCUCAGAAGAACAGUGGAUGAAGCUUCACAGGACUGAACCAGCAGAGAUUCAUAACUCAAUCUUUCAGUAACAGCACUAGAGUUGGCAGACAGAGCAUAUGGCCUAAGUCCUGUAAAAGAACUAGGAUCAAAAUGUCCGCUAGAAAGGAAACCUCCAAGCACUACCACUGUAUCAUUAACUAUUAUCCUGCUCAAGAUCUGAAAAGCAUGAAGACUGUAGCUCUCGUCAUUUGUCUUGCGGGAUCAGCUUUGGCUAUUCCAACCUAUCCCUUAAUAUACAAGCCUGGAAUCCAUGGACAAAAAACUGCAGAAAAGGCUCAAGAUAUUCAUUCUGAGGUCUCAAAGGAAGAGAACAUAGAGUAUGUAAACAAGGGUCAUCUGCUGUCAAGUCACAGAAACAAAAAUAAAGAGGUAGCACUAACAGACACUGAGCACAGCGAUGAGCCCAGGCCUGCUAAAACACAGAGAAGAAGUGGUAGCGAGCAUGAAGCAAAAAAUAGCCUGAAGAGCGUUAAUUUCCUUUCGCUGAGCAUUAAACCAGGUUUGGCUGCUUCUGCCAAGCCAGACAGUGACUCUGGAAGCAGCAGCAGAGAACAGCUCAGCUCUGAAUAUUACCAGUUCAGAAGACAUGAGAAUCACAACAACGAACAAGUUGUGGAUGAUGAAGAGAAUCCAGUGGAUGCGCUCAGUGAGCAUAACACAUGGAAAUAUAAUAAAAAUACAGUUGGCCUAUCUGAAAACAACAGUGAAGGUGAUGAAGAGGAAAAGGUGGAAGAGGAAGAAGAGGAAUGGGGUGAAGAAAUUGACCACAGAGAUAUGAAGCACAAAAUCCAUCUGACAAAUCAAGACAAUCAAUACAAAAGACAGCAAAAUGAAGACAGUAGGCAAUCUGAUGAAAUCAUGAGAGAUUCCAUUCAGCCACUCCGGAUAACCAAGAGGCAUGGUGAGAAAUUUGAUCGAGAGGAGAAAGAGAAGGACAAGACCUAUGAGAGGGGAAAGCCCUAUGAAGGGGAAAAAAUCUCUCUCUCUCAAAAAAGCAGUAACCAAGAUCAGGAUGACAAACAGCAAAGCCAAGAAGGCAAAGACAGUUCUCACGUAAACAAUCAGAGUGGUCAUGAAACAGUGGUGGAAAGACAGUAUAAGGAGGACAGUAAUGUUGAUGAUGACGAUCAUGAUAGCGGUGAUGCUGAUGGUGAGGAAGAUGUCAGUAAUGUCUGGAAAGAAACAACCUACGAGGAAGGUGAAAGAAUCCAGGAUAACAAUCCGGGAAGCAUCAGCACUGAGCAGGAUGGGGAAGGAACCGAUGAAGAUGACAGUGCAGUUAGUAGAGAUAACAGUGAUUACCAAGAUGCCAAAAUUAAAGAUUUUGUUCACUUUGAGGAAGAUUACCACCAUCAUGAGCCACCUAAUUCUGACAGCAAGGAACAAAUGGAAACAAGCAGCUCUCCUCAGAGUGUGAAUUCAAUGGAACCUGAAGAUAAGGUUAAAACUACAGGCAGACCAUACAACGAGGGGGAAAGCGCAAGCAACAGCAAUGGGAAGGCUUUACUGGAUCCUUGUAGGAACUUCCACUGCAAAAGAGGAAAAGUCUGCUAUGCAGACAAACAAGAGAAACCCCGCUGUAUUUGCCAAGACCCUGCUGCUUGCCCUUCAACUAAAGAUUAUGAGCAUGUUUGUGGCACUGAUAAUAAGACUUAUGAUGGCACAUGCCAACUGUUUGGCACAAAAUGCCAACUUGAAGGGACAAAAAUGGGACGCCAGCUGCACCUGGACUAUAUGGGAUCCUGCAAAUACAUCCCUGACUGUACCGAUUACGAAGUGGAUCAGUUCCCUCUCCGGAUGAGAGACUGGCUCAAAAACGUCCUUAUGCAAUAUUAUGAACAUGAUCUGGAUACUUCUGGAUUUCUAACUGAAAAGCAAAGGAGUAAAGUCAAAAAAAUCUACCAGAAUGAAAAACGUCUCAUGGCUGGUGACCACCCAGUUGAGCUUCUCCUGCAUGACUUUGAGAAAAACUAUCAGAUGUACGUGUAUCCUGUGCACUGGCAGUUUUACCGGCUUGAUCAGCACCCUGCCGACAGAUUAUUAACUCACUCGGAGCUGGCUCCUUUGAGAGCUUCUCUCGUUCCCAUGGAACACUGCAUAACCCGUUUUUUCCAAGAGUGUGAUGGAGACAAAGACAAACUCAUCUCUUUGAAGGAGUGGUGCCACUGCUUUGGGAUCAAGAAAGAGGACAUAGACCAAAACCUCCUGUUCUGAGCCUGGCUGAACAGAAGCCCAGUGCUGAGCUAGUACUGGGUGAAUAUCCAAAUCCAGUUUGUUUCUUUUAUUAUUAGCAGCUUAAUAGUUCUGAGAAGAAACUAUGAAUAAGAAAGUUUGCAUAAGGUUUUCAUAGGCUGACAGAGUUAUUGUCAAUUAACACCAAUGCACUCUACAUUUGUUAAGAGCAGAAGAAUUUAAGAACUCCAAGCAGUGCAUCUAAACAGUAUUUUCUUCUUCAGCAGCCCAUAAUCUCCCUGAACCAAGAAACAGUACUGUUUCACAACAUUCUUCAGUAAAUUCAUGGGAUCUAGAUUGUACCAUACAUUGAAGAAAAUGGCCUCGAAACAGAAUACAUUUCUUUUGUUAUUUACUCUAUUGUCAGUUCCUUAGCAUUCUAAAUAGAUGCAUAAAAGAAAAAAAAUAUAACUAGAUAAGUGGAUUUUGACUUUUGUUUAAAGAAUAGGUAUCAAGGCAAAGUUCAAUGGAAAUUAUAUUUUAAACUGAUGAGAGGAAAAACUACAGCAUGAAAAACCAUGAAAAAUAGUGUUUUUCAAAUAAAAAAAAAUCUCUGCUUCUGGAAAGAGCAGUAAUAGUAACAACACCACACAGCAGAAUUCCUGUUUAUUUAGAAACUGUGUAACCAACUAUUUAUAGGAGCAGCACUCUGUGUGUGGGGGGGGUGGGGUGGGAAGAAUGUGUGUGUGUAAAGACAAUUUUCAACAGGUCCAUUGUUACAGGAUUUAGAGGAUGUCACAGUUCGAGCACAUUCUCCUGACUCUGAUUUGCCAGAACAGACUUUCCUUCUCCCCACAGAAGCACCAGUUACUGCUACCAUCUUCCUUAAGAAACAGUAACUUCCUUUCACCAUUUCCCACCUUUUGCUUACCUGAAGACAGGCACAAUUUAUAAAUGAAAAAAGGACAGUGCAAGUAUAUACGUGAAUGCCACUAACUUUGUUACGUAAAGCCAAGCACUAUACUCAAAACACUCCACAUGUGCUAUGUUGUAAGAAGGGGUCCUGACUGCUAUUCCUGCAAAGGAAGAUCAGAAAACACUUUUCACUUGAACUAUGCCACCUUUCCAAAGAAAACUAACUAUGACUCCGAAAUCCACUUGCCUCCUGCUUAAUUUGCUCUUGAAUCAGUAGGACUCACAAUCAUAAUGCUACUCCAAUGGGGUGAGGGGGAAAUAAAGAAUACAUCUAUGAAUGUUUUGAAUAAGGGAACUCUUCAUAAACGAAUUAUUUUCACACCAAAACCAACUUCACUGUAAAUUGCUGCUGUGAGUCUCGUCACAAACUUCACAUUCUGUAACAUCACACAGCAGUUUAUAUAAUUCAAACUGGUUUACAUGCACGAGAGCAUAUUCUCUGUACUAAUUGCACAUAAAAAGACCCUUUCUGUGAGACUCAGCCUGAAAUCUCUUAGGGAGGAAGUAACUCAGACUUCAUUUUUUUGUCUGAUCACAGCCUAUUGCUUAUUUACCCUUUCUAUAGCCACGAGUCAGCCAGCUAAAAGCAAUCACUAAUAGUUCAUCGGGCCUUUUAUGAAAAAGGCUACACAAAAGGGACUGAUCUGUUCUUCACAGAGAACAAAUCCUACCAUUAUUCCACUCCAGCCAAGCUCUAGAAAAAAGUACAGCAAAAUGGAAUUUUAUCAGCACAAACAGGGAACAUUUUCCUUUCAGCAAGACAAGUUUUGCAGCGAAAACAACUGCCAUCACCAAGACUAUUGCAGCCCAGGAGAUUUGAAGCACCUGGUGUAUGAAACAUCAAGUCAACAUGCCACCUCUUUUUAAGUUCUCAGUUACGUGGCCACUUCCACAUUUCUUCUGUGAGAACAGAGGAGGAGCGUUUGCUGAUGUAAACAUUGAUAGAUACUGUGAUCAGCAAUGUGCUACAUCAGAAAUUUUCAGCUGAGCUGUUACACUGUGCAAAAAAGUUUCACUUUUCAAUAACUUUUAAAUUCUAAAUAGAAUAAGAAUUCAAAGUGAAAAUUAGUUUAACCUAUCAAUAUUUUAGAUAUUGUUACAACUUCAGUUAAGUUAUAUUUUAGUACUUAUAAAUGCUUAAUGGCUUUAAUACUAUUGUAGUAGGUGUAAGUCAAAGAUGUUUAUCACUUAUGACCUUCUG
This is a messenger RNA of Struthio camelus australis, 4608 nucleotides long. RefSeq names its product SPARC like 1 (gene SPARCL1). The record is from RefSeq and is a predicted model, not a curated record. Lineage: Eukaryota; Metazoa; Chordata; Aves; Struthioniformes; Struthionidae. Gene Ontology annotation, biological process: anatomical structure development. Gene Ontology annotation, molecular function: calcium ion binding; collagen binding; extracellular matrix binding.